Molecule: messenger RNA, 5746 nt
Organism: Porites lobata
Lineage: Eukaryota; Metazoa; Cnidaria; Anthozoa; Scleractinia; Poritidae
Source: the annotation of a GenBank genome assembly
GCAGUUUUUGUAUUUGUUGUGUCAAUUAGAAGAUUUUCGUCAAAUCAGUUUCCGCAAGGGAAAACUUAUUAAUCUCAGAUUGUUCUUACACCUCCACACUCGUUGGAAAAUGCAAAUUUGAAGCCGCUGUGUUGUUUUCUUUCUAUCGGCCUCACAUUGUUUUUGUAACUGCCCUUUCGUUUGUGUGUUUGAGUCGAUUUUCAGCAAGCGAGAGGCGAUCACUAACAGUCAGCGCCUCCAUGCCUCUGGAUUUUCCUCCGUAUUACGGUAAGUCGCGCUAGUUUUAGCAAGAUUAAAUAACAAAAAUUCAGAAACAACAAGCAGCUUGUGGCAAAAUCAAAUCUGAUUUACCACAACAUUCAACGACCAAACAGAUUGAGUUUUUUAAGCGACUGACCGUCAAUUUUGCACUUUUUAAAGCAUCAGGGUACGUCUAGUUUCAAAACAUUUUAAAUUCUAGGCCAAAAACACCUUUAUACUUGAACUGCAGUCCAGCUUUCGGUUAAUUUUGGGCAACUGAUCGUAACGUUCUAUCAAACCUAUUUUUCUAAAUCCGGUCAUUCCUUUGCGAUCGUCGAACUUGUCAUAGCUGUCAAAGGUAUUGGAAAUCUACAACUUCGCUCAGUACUCAGGGAUCUCUAAAACAUGUUAUUUUUUUAUCUAUUUAAAUUUUGAUUUUUUCGUUUAGUGGUUGUGAUUUCUAGGCUUUAGCAAGGAGUCAACUUGGCUUUUUUUCGCCAAAAAUUGUUUAUUUUCCCUUAAUGAACGAUUGUUUUAUUUUCGCCCUGUUUAUGUGUUUUUAGUUUCUCAGGCGGUUUUAUGUUCCGUCAUAUAUCUCUGUUCCUAUCAGUGUUUUUAGCUGAUAUCUAACAAUUAUCGCUAAUACAGUAUAUUUUUCUGCAUCAAGUACGAUAAGUUUCUAAGAACGUCAUACCGAGAUAAGGCAAAUGCUCAAAAAUGUCCUAAUUCAUAAGUUGAUAUAAAUGUUUUAUUCUUCUUCCUAAAAAAAUGAAAUAAUAUUUUGAUUAAAAUCAAAUGAUAUACUUUAUUUUGCUGCCUUAAGGCAAAGCAGUAUGUGAGCCACAAUUUUCUUUUUUUAUUAUUUCAUAGCCGACGGGAUUAUGUGGGUGGGAGAAAUCGUAAUGACGUUGAUAAUGGUGUAUUUUCCAAUUCCUCCUAUUGGCGAGGGCAUCUAUUUGCGUCACAAUACACCAAGUCAAUGAAAUCAGGGUAGAUUUAAGGGAACAAAAAGAUAUAUUCGACAAUUUUACUAUCGAUAACCAGUUGAUUUUUUUGCUGAUGACUUACUGUGGUAAACUACACGAUGUAAUAGUCCAGGAAAGGUUAUUUUUUUUAUUUCAUGUCAGUUUGUUGACAUUGUUUGACACGUAAGAGGUUUCUUUUGAGUCAACAUGAGGGAAAAUGAAUUUAAGUGAAACAAAAGCCGUCUAUAACUGCCCAAUGAUUGUCGCCUAAUGUUUGUUGUAGUAGUGUAUGUUGUAAUAGUUACUGUAAAUUACAUAGUUACCGAGUUACAAUUUGGAACAAUCCAAUUUCACUCUGUCGAGUCGCACAUUCAAUCAUGGUGACAGCGGGAGUCUGUCAAGACGAAAACACCAUGUAAUUAUUUCAUUUUUAAAAGUGAAACCCCUUCGACUCUUAUCCUUGGAUGCUUUUGUUUAUUUUAUUUAUUUUACAAAGCAAAUUUCACAAUGAUUUUUCUUAAACUUUCUUUUUCCUGCUGUUAGCAAAUUUUCACUACCAUUUUCACUUUAAGGGUUUAACACAGCGUUUGAAAGUUCCACUCAGCACUGCUCAGUAAAGCCUAAAAAAAUAUUAUUGUAGGAAAAUGUUAAAAUACGUCGAUAGGCCAAACUCGCAAAAUUGACUAAAGAUUUUAUCAACGAAAAGCCUUGAAAAAGCAGUUUGUAGGUAAAUGUCAGAGAGCAAAAGCAUCGUUUUCAGCCUUUUUGAUCGACAACUGAAUUUUAUGGACUUUUAUUUUUGUUGAUAUUUUCAGCCUCGACAUCCUUAUACAAAUGGCUCUUAUAUAUAUUUAAAAAAAUUCACAUUUCCUGUAUGUGACGUUAGGUUAUUUCAAAGUGAAUUUUCUUAAUUCAUUGGUGACCAGAUUGGCGACACUUAUAAUAUCUGAGUUUAAUUCAUAGUACCUUUUCCAUCCCUGCUGAGCGCGUAAAGAUAGCACAGCUUUGAAGUGACAUGUUGCAAUAACAUCAUUAAAAGCAGACUGUUCUUUACUUUGGUAGCUGGAGUGGCGGGAGAAGACAUGUUGGACGAAUUUCUGGUCGGUAAACGAGAGCUAGAUCACGGUCAAAGUGCAACUAUGGAUGUGCGAAGGUUUGUGAAGACAAAAGAGGAAUUGGAAUUAAGUUUAGAAAGGUUAUCUGAUUCUAAUUCGGAUUGAUGGUAUUGGGACUGAAAAAUGACCGAUUAAUUGCUCCAGGAUCAAAAUAUUUAUUUGAAUAUCUUACCAUUUGACAAAUUGACUUAUAUAUCUGCGGAUUGCUUUAUUUAUUGGUCAUUUGCUGGGUAAGCUGAAGCUUUUAUGGUUUGUUUAUUGCUCACCGGACGUGAAUAUAGUUUUAAAUUGGUAUAAAUUUGUAACUUUGUCAAAGUAAUGUGUAUUAACAAUGACAGUUACUCAAAGAAGAUAAUUAACUUUGCAUUAACGAAUAUCUGAAGUCGGUUUGAAUCAGUUUUACUUUGUCAAUCUUAUGCUAUUUAUGCGAAUGUGCAUCAAAUGUAGAAUAUUGCAACUUUCACGGUGGUUAACUUCUCUUCCUUAAAUUAUUUUAGAUUUCUCAACGUAAAAUAUCACCAAGCCUCGAUUGGAAAACUUAAAAAAGCCGCCUUAGCUUGCACGAUAGCUAUCUUGCUCAUUAUUGUUGUAAUGUUCACUGUCGGCUCCCCGUCAACCCGUCAACUUCCGGUGAAAACACUUCAAGAGCCAACAGCUGCUGGGAAGACUGGUACCGAGAUAAAGCAAAGACCCUCUUUCGUGCUGGCCACAAAUCCCGACAUACCGUUCGAGCUAACUCUCGCCUGUAAUUCAUGCGCAUUGGUGAGCUCUUCUGGAAUGCUGCUGGGAAACAACGCGGGCGCACAGAUUGAUUCUGCAGAUUGUGUUUUCCGAUUAAACUCGGCACCGACGCUUGGUUUUGAAGAAGAUGUCGGAAGUAAAACAACGGUUCGGGUGUUUUCAGUAUCUGGGUUAAAGUCUUUGAUCAGAGAUACCUGGCAGAAAAGUGUGGAUACUUUUCAAGGCUUGGAUUAUAUGAUUCUGCUGGGACCAGAUGAACUUCUGUGUAGGAACUGUACACUUUCUAAAUUGUACCAGAAAUUAGCGCAUUAUCUUGAAAACACUGAGUUGCUACAGGUCACGAAGGAGACUUAUCAAAAGGCCAAACAAGAAACUAAGAAUCUUGGCCUAAAGUAUGCAAGGUAACCUUUUAUUUGUUAACUGUUGAAGCAAGAUGUUAUGAUCCAACAUGUUUGGCAAAAAAAAUCAUACACAUUUAUUAUGCAGUCGAACCUCUCCACAAAGACCACCUUGGGGUCAGAAGAAAGAAGCCGUUGUAGAGAGGUUUCCAUUAGUGGCGGUUCGACUGUAUUUUGCUACGCCUUUUUUUUCUUUGCCGAAAGAACAGUUUGCUGUUCUUUCGUCAGUUUUGUCUUUUUCAGUAAUCCAGAUCUUUUUUAACGAUCCGAAUACUGAACUUGCGGGGUUUAUAGCCGUGUUUUUGGCUUUCAAAUGUUAUUCUUUCUUUUUUUCUUUGUAAGCUAAUAACCAAGCACAUCGCUUUCGCACUCAUCGCGUAUUUUCCAUUAUGCCAGACCAUCUAGUCAGUGACUAGGAUUGGCCAAGGUAAAAUGGACGACGUUUUUUAAUUCAACAAAAUUUGCAGAACUGAAGCGUUCAUUUACGUUGUAACCUCAAUUUUAGGUACUUCUCCGCAGUGAAGUGGCACUGGAAACCAGAAUUUUGAAAACUGAACUGAAAGUUUCGGUCGAAGAGCGGCCGGCGGGAAUAUUCCUACAAACAACAGAGCAUUCGACAAAAAUUCCUAAAAUUUUGGGAUAAUGGAAGCCAUUAUACCUGCGAUACUUGAAUGAAAACUACUCUUAAAUAAGAACCAAUUAAAACUAAUUACUUAACCUUUUAGCUUAGAGCUCUUCCCUUAAUUUUUCUGGGAAAAGCUCUGGGAAUGAGUUUGGUAAGAACUUUGACUGGACUCAGCAAGCAGCUAGUAGAUAUGUCUCGACGGAAGGUGAACAUAAGGUACUUUUGGUCCUGUGAUACGGAUUAACACAAUUGUCUGACAAUCAGCCUCCGCCUCACUCGCUUCGUCUUUCCCAUGGUUUCGCAUCGAGGCGAUCGCGAAAGCAAUUGACUGUUGACGAAGCGCAAGGGACCAUAGGAAGAGAGCGCAAAUUUUCAUCAAGAGAGAGACGUCUGGGUACGAGGCAGGCCCAACAAUGAAAGCUCUUUAUCUGUUCAUUGAUAUGGUAUAGUAGUUCUUGCUAUAUUUUACCCUCCAAAUGAAGUUAAAUUUUUCUGUCUGAAAUAUUUUCCUGUUAUUUCUUCCUCAGCCUAGACCUACCUAUCUCCACAAGAUUUUAUGCUUUGAGUUUGGCUCGACAUGUUUGUCCUCAAAUCAGGGUGUUUGGAAUGGAGCUCGAGAAUCCUUGUGAACGGUUUGUAAAAUAUCUUAUCAUAUGUAAAAACAUACUCAGUGAAGAACCAUGUCAGAAAGUUUCUUGCGCAAAUGGGUUUCCUCAAUCAGAGGUGUGAGAAAAAUUGUUCAUCCAGUCAGAAUCCGUCUUUACACCGCACCAUCAAAAAAACGCUUCUGUCAAAAACAUAAUUUAAGAGCCUGGCCCCAGUCGUUCAAACUUUGAAUAGAGCUAUCCACCAGAUAAAUCAGAUAUCGUUAUCGUAAAUAGCGUUAUCCACGUUUUGAACAACUGGUAGCAGCUUUCUUUUACGACUUUGCUCCUGUAACACUGCCGUCAUAUAUAUUGCUUUUAGAUUGCGAUCCGUACCCAUGUUCUACUGGGAUCCAGAAUCCUGGCAGAGUAAAUGCCUGACACAGGAGAAACGAAUAAAGCAGCGGAUGUUUCAAGGAGCACAGAGACUUUUAAUGGAGAGAGAAAUUUUCAAUUCGUGGGGUGAUAAGUAUCACAUCGAGUUCUUUUACCCUUCUCAGAAGAAAGUAACAUGAAUAUUAUCUACUUGGACAACAAGUUUCAGCGUUUUAGAUAUUAUUUUUGGGAAAAUGGGAAAGAAGAUGAAAGAGUCUGUGCCUCUAACACUAUGGUCAUCUUCGCAGCCACUGUUUCUGUUGUCACGCAAACCUUGUCCGUUACAAAAAUGUAACACAAGACGUCACACAAUGUGUCACACAACACGUGACACGAUGUUUGUUCGGUUAUGAUGAUCAAGAAUUUUAUGCCCAGCGCCGGACGCAAAAGUAUACAUUCCUAGCUACAGUAUGCUGAGUGUUAAGUUGGCCAUCCAAAGUUUUUUUAAAGAAGUUUAAAAACUUUUUUAACAUAAUGCUUGAGUAAGAUCAAGUGGGAUCGAUUUUGCCGUACUAACAAGUACUUGCUAUACUUAUUCAGUACGCAUCAGGUGAUAAAUUAUGUAUUUUAUUUAUCAGAUUACUUUUUGCUUAAAAAUUAUAAUUUAACUUAAGAAAAAAAUGAAAAUGUAAACUGAAUCCAU